UAAGAUGGGGAAACUCCUUUCCGUGCUCAUGAUUGCCAAGCGGCCAGCGGAGGAAUUGCUGCGAUCUCCUCUGCACACUUAGUCCCCCUGACCCAUCCCAAAACUACGCACAUAACCCCGUGCCCUCCUCAACACUCCAAUCUCCGUGAUAUCUGCUAAGGCUCAUCUCCUCUCUAUGUCAGCUGUACACCGGCGCCUCGCCCUUUGCCCGUGAGUUGCUGAUCUAAGAGACCUAAUCUAUCCUCUCCCUGUCUCCCUUCUCUCAGGCUCCGAUUCUCCGCCAUCUCUACUUCCUGAACUCUACGCCUCUCAUCUCCACCAGCUCAUUAUCCAGGCCGGGCUCUCCAGACUCACCCAGCUGCCUGCAAACUGCAUUUGCUGCUUGACUAGACUGUUUCUUUUAUUCAACCCUCUCAUUCUGACUAUCACCUGGGUUUUUGCAUCAGAGUCCCACUUUGUUUUCAGCGCUCUCACAUAACAGUAACAGGCUUACAGCUUUUUAUAGUCGGCCAUCUCACAGAUGUCUGCAUGACACACUACAGCACAGAAACAGCAAAGCCACUUCCUCUUCUUAUUAUAGUCCAAAUAGAGAAGUAAGAAAAAAACCAGCCUAACUGGUGUGCCCACUGAUUUGGAUUACUGUCAUUUUCUCUCAGUUCCUUCAGAGAGCCUUCUUGCUUUACUUAGAGCCCAGUUCAUACAUAUUUUUAGUAGAAAACCCUGAUCUUUUUUGGGAUUAUAUCAAGACCGCCAGCAAUAUACAAACAUGAAGGGCCUCCUCCCCCUACUGUUCUGCAUAGAAAUCAUACUGGUACAGUUAUGUGGAGCUCAGUCUUCAAACACCUCUGGAGAAGGUAGUGAGAAUAGUUCAUCUGUCUCAGAAAGUGAUCCCCCUAUAAAUGACAGCAGCACGUCUAAUGUCAGCAUUGUGAUGAGUUCUCCACUGUCUUCAACGGUCUCCCAGGUCUCAAGUAGUCAUUACAUUUCAUCUUUACCUCACCCACUUUCCACUACCGCCAAGCCCACUACCACAAAGUCCCCCACCACCACCACCAUUACCACGACUACUUCCACCAUUGCAGCUAAGUCAAUAUUUUCCAAGAAGGAAUGUAUCUCAAGUUUGCUGGUGGCCGGCGGACUGAUGAUACUCUGUGUUAUCCUGCUGGUUUCUAGUUUGUUGUUGACAUGGAAGGUGUGCCACUUGAACAGACGCCUCAAGAUGCUGAGCAGCAAUAGUGACCUGGUCAGCAACACUGAAUACUGGAUGGGAAAUGCCAAGAAGAACAAAAGCAAUUCCAAAGAGGAAGCCAAAGAGAGCAGCCUAUUAAUGGCUGAUUUCAAUAAUACACAGGAGAAUGCUGGCAGUGAUGCUACCAAGGAAGAAGGAGGGAAGGUAAACAUGGACGGACAGAUGGGAGAUGAGAAUGAGGAGGAGAAGGGAGACACUGGCAAAAGCGACGAAGCUUCAGCAGCUGGGAAUAUAGAGGAGAUGCCUGUAACUGAUGCUGAAAACGCAUCUUCUUCAAGGCCACCAGAGGGUACCACUGAUUCCCAGGUCACCAAAGAUGGAGCAGCUUCCUCCUCUGAGGGCAGAGAAGAACCACAGGAUGUGGUGUAGAGAUGUGUGGCAAAGAGUUUCUUGAGCAACUGCCUUCACUUCUCCACUGCUUUACAACCCCUUUGGUGUAUAUUAGGGAUGAUUUUUUUCAGCAGCUUUUGCUUUACAGUAAGUUCAGUGUUAGGGAGUAGUAACUGAUAUAAUUAAACUAGUAGUUUAACUACAGGUCCUUUAUUUAGACCCGUGUUCAAGCUGUUCAUGCUGUCUAUAAAGGUCCAAGUUGAAGACUGUUUUAGUUGCUCAGAUUGUACAAGCCAGCUCAGAAAGACAGCAGCUCCAUUUUUACACCCAUGCUCAAGUCGGUCAAAUGGUCUAAAAGGGUGCACGUUUUUUAUUUUUUAUUUUACUGUUUUACUUGUAGUCAGAUGAUACAAAAUCUAUAUAACAUUCCUAGCAAUUGUAUGUGCAUAUUGUAUGUGUAUAUUGCAUGUGACGCUUUUUUUUUGUUAUAAUAUAGUAUCACAUGUACAUUGUCAGUUUCAUCCCUUUUUUAACCAAGUAGUUUGAACUAUUUUUUCUAAGUAGUAUGGUUUAUUUCUUUCUUAUUUGUGUGUUAUAAAUAUAUAUCAUUAUUUUUAAAGUACACUCUGGUGCGGGUCAACUUAUGUCUAAGACAUUUCACUUUUUGUUAAGUGAUCUAUGACAUUUAUGACAUAGAAACAUACUGUAUGAAACAGCCAGACAAAUAAAAUAUGUUGCAUAGCUCUGACAAUUUAAUCUGCUCAAUAACUGGCAACACA
Messenger RNA from Monopterus albus (swamp eel), 2358 nucleotides. RefSeq lists its product as uncharacterized. NCBI's taxonomy places the organism in Eukaryota, Metazoa, Chordata, Actinopteri, Synbranchiformes, Synbranchidae. The record is from RefSeq and is a predicted model, not a curated record. The coding region runs from base 767 to 1618 and encodes 283 amino acids. The transcript has 2 exons.